AUGGGAACAGACAUCGUGUGUCCAGACAGACAUGUGUCACCAUUAUCCACUGAGAUUAAGAGAAUUAGUGCAGUUGUGGAACGGAAGCGAACUCCCCCAACGGUUCGUAUUGUGCAUUCAGGCUUGGCCUGUAACAUUGAGGAGGAGCGCUACUCAGAAAGGGUCUAUACCAUACGGGAAGGAGAAACACUAGAACUGACCUGUCUGGUCACAGGACAUCCACGUCCACAGAUCAGGUGGACCAAAACAGCAGGAAGUGCCUCUGACAGAUUCCAAGACUCAAGUGUCUUCAAUGAGACUUUGAGGAUUACAAACAUUCAGCGACACCAAGGAGGCCGGUAUUACUGUAAAGCAGAGAAUGGCUUGGGGUCCCCAGCGAUAAAGUCAAUCAGAGUGGAUGUGUACUAUUUGGAUGACCCAGUAGUAACUGUUCAUCAAAGUAUAGGUGAAGCUAAAGAACAGUUUUACUAUGAGAGAACAGUGUUCCUCCGGUGUGUGGCCAAUUCCAAUCCACCUGUUCGGUACAGCUGGAGACGUGGUCAGGAGGUAUUACUACAAGGAUCUGAUAAAGGAGUUGAGAUUUAUGAACCCUUCUUUACCCAGGGUGAAACCAAGAUCUUAAAACUAAAGAAUCUUCGACCUCAGGACUAUGCUAAUUACAGCUGCAUUGCUUCAGUGAGGAAUGUAUGUAAUAUUCCUGAUAAGAUGGUGUCAUUUAGACUUUCCAAUAAAACAGCAUCUCCAUCAAUUAAACUCUUGGUGGAUGACCCUAUAGUUGUAAAUCCUGGAGAGGCCGUAACAUUAGUAUGUGUUACGACAGGAGGAGAGCCUGCACCCACUCUCACCUGGGUCAGGUCCUUUGGGACUCUGCCUGAAAAGACUGUUUUAAAUGGAGGAACAUUGACCAUACCUGCCAUCACCUCAGAAGAUGCUGGUACUUACAGCUGCAUCGCCAAUAAUAAUGUGGGAAACCCUGCAAAAAAGUCCACCAACAUCAUUGUGAGAGCAUUAAAAAAAGGACGAUUUUGGAUCACACCAGAUCCUUAUCACAAAGAUGACAACAUCCAGAUUGGGCGUGAGGUGAAAAUAUCUUGCCAAGUAGAAGCUGUUCCUUCUGAGGAGUUAACAUUUAGUUGGUUUAAAAAUGGUCGCCCGUUAAGAAGUUCUGAACGGAUGGUUAUUACACAGACUGAUCCGGAUGUCUCCCCGGGAACGACAAACUUGGACAUCAUUGAUUUAAAGUUCACGGAUUUUGGGACAUACACAUGUGUAGCAUCUCUGAAGGGAGGAGGAAUAUCUGAUAUCAGUAUUGAUGUUAAUAUAUCCAGCAGCACAGUUCCACCCAAUCUGACUGUUCCACAGGAAAAAUCACCUCUGGUCACCAGAGAAGGGGACACAAUAGAACUGCAGUGUCAAGUAACUGGAAAACCUAAACCCAUCAUCCUCUGGUCUAGAGCGGAUAAAGAAGUUGCAAUGCCUGAUGGCUCGAUGCAAAUGGAGAGUUAUGACGGAACACUGAGGAUUGUGAAUGUAUCUAGAGAAAUGUCAGGAAUGUACAGAUGUCAGACCAGCCAGUACAAUGGAUUUAACGUGAAACCAAGAGAAGCUUUGGUGCAGCUCAUUGUGCAGUAUCCUCCUGCUGUGGAACCAGCAUUUCUGGAGAUCCGGCAAGGACAAGACCGAAGUGUUACUAUGAGCUGCCGGGUCCUGAGAGCCUAUCCAAUACGGGUGCUGACCUAUGAGUGGCGCUUGGGCAAUAAAUUAUUACGGACUGGUCAGUUUGACUCUCAAGAGUACACAGAAUACCCGGUGAAGAGUCUUUCCAAUGAAAACUAUGGGGUUUAUAAUUGUAGCAUCAUAAAUGAAGCUGGAGCUGGGAGAUGCAGCUUUCUUGUUACAGGAAAAGCCUAUGCUCCAGAGUUCUAUUACGAUACCUACAAUCCUGUGUGGCAGAACAGACAUCGUGUUUAUUCUUACAGUCUACAGUGGACACAAAUGAAUCCCGAUGCAGUAGAUCGGAUUGUUGCAUACCGGUUGGGUAUUAGGCAGGCUGGACAGCAGCGUUGGUGGGAACAGGAAAUUAAAAUAAAUGGAAAUAUUCAAAAAGGAGAACUAAUUACAUAUAACUUGACUGAGCUAAUUAAACCAGAGGCUUAUGAAGUCCGACUAACUCCUCUCACCAAAUUUGGCGAAGGAGAUUCAACAAUUCGUGUCAUCAAAUAUAGUGCUCCCGUUAAUCCUCAUUUGAGAGAAUUUCACUGUGGAUUUGAAGAUGGGAACAUUUGUUUGUUCACCCAAGAUGAUACAGAUAAUUUUGACUGGACAAAGCAAAGUACUGCAACAAGAAAUACAAAAUAUACUCCAAACACAGGACCUAACGCUGAUCGUAGUGGCUCCAAAGAAGGUUUUUAUAUGUACAUUGAGACAUCUCGACCCAGACUGGAAGGCGAAAAGGCCCGACUUCUCAGCCCUGUUUUCAGCAUAGCUCCUAAAAACCCUUAUGGCCCCACGAACACUGCGUAUUGUUUCAGCUUCUUUUAUCACAUGUAUGGACAACAUAUAGGUGUUCUAAAUGUUUAUCUGCGUUUGAAAGGGCAGACAACAAUAGAGAAUCCACUGUGGUCUUCAAGUGGGAAUAAAGGACAGCGGUGGAAUGAGGCUCAUGUUAAUAUAUAUCCAAUCACUUCAUUUCAGCUCAUUUUUGAAGGUAUUCGAGGUCCUGGCAUAGAAGGUGACAUUGCCAUUGAUGAUGUAUCAAUUGCAGAAGGAGAAUGUGCAAAACAAGACCUAACGACUAAGAAUUCUGUUGAUGGUGCUGUUGGAAUUUUAGUACAUCUAUGGCUUUUUCCGGUCAUUGUACUCAUCUCUAUCUUAAGUCCUCGAAGGUGACCUUAUCCUGGCAGAGGCUAUAAAAGAUUCACCAGGCACUGGCAUGAAGAAAGAGUCUUUGUAAAUGGACAUUGAAAAACAAACUACCAAAGAUUCCUCCACUGACUACUGACUCAAAAAUAAAAUAAUAAAAAUGAAUUUUUUAAAGCACUGGGGAUAAAAAGACAUCAUGGAAGUAUAACUUAUUCCAAACUACAUAUAAAAUAUUCUUGACCUGAGUAGAGAAGAGACCUUCAGGUGCUUUUGUGGCUAAAAAGAUUUCAGCGUCAUCUGGUCAUCUGGUUGAACUCUGGAAAAAAAAAAAAAGCUAUAGAAAUCCUUGUCAAAGCACAAAGUCAUGGCUGGUUUUGUUUCAAAUGAAUAAUUUGCUUGUUACCAUGGAAACCUAAUGGCCUGCCAACAAAAACCUCACUGUAAACAGGGUACGUGAAGAGCUGGCAUUUAUUUUCCUUUCAAGAAGGUUUUACAUAGAGAAUUAAAUAAACGUAGGCCCAUUUACCUUUGGUUGUUACACUUCCUUGAAAAUAACCCGAACUCAGAAUUAUUUAAAGCAUUCAUGCUCCUCCCCACCUGUCCCCACCCCACCUUUAUUGUUAUUUUUUUCCUCCCAUGGCUAAGCUAGAUAACUGUAUGCUGUCUCUUUUUGCAUGCAUUACUAUCCAGGAUGGUAAACCUGGGCUUACAUAUUACACAGGCUUAUCGGAGUUUGCUUGCGGCCACUUGAACACCCAAACUAAGUCAUCUGUUCCAAUGAAGAAACCAAACCACCAUCUUUUAUAAAUUGCCAUGGAAACCAAGUGCCUUCAAUGAAA
Messenger RNA from Callorhinus ursinus (northern fur seal), 3701 nucleotides. The record is from RefSeq and is a predicted model, not a curated record. Lineage: Eukaryota; Metazoa; Chordata; Mammalia; Carnivora; Otariidae.